Messenger RNA from Physcomitrium patens, 3193 nucleotides. Its product is annotated as protein STRUBBELIG-RECEPTOR FAMILY 7. Gene Ontology annotation, biological process: protein phosphorylation. Gene Ontology annotation, molecular function: protein kinase activity; protein binding; ATP binding. Lineage: Eukaryota; Viridiplantae; Streptophyta; Bryopsida; Funariales; Funariaceae. The record is from RefSeq and is a predicted model, not a curated record.
UUUCGAGGUUGAAUAGUCGUAAUGCGAGUUACAGUAGAAGAUCUGAUACUGCCUGCCAAGUGCUUGGCAGCAAAGGUUUGCUCUUGGUUGCGAUUCCACACUGUUUCUGGCGCUCAGGGGUAGGGAGCGAGUUCUGCUGCCACCGAGCAAGGAUCUUUCACGGAGCUGGUAUAUGCGGAGUCCAACAGAAGCUUGUGCAGGACUCUUGAGUUGUGCGUGCGAGGGCUGAGUGCCGGAAAGGUAUUUUCCGACGAAGAGUCAAUGUGGGCGUGGACAAACGUUUGAAGAGAUGGGUGUGGAUAUGAAGGCUCCGGCUAAGCAGUCGCUGGGAGUCGGACUGCUCCUGUGCUCUGUAGUGAUCCUCUCGGUGGUGAGCUCUGUGUAUGGCCAAGUUCAGACAGAUCCAGUGGAUACUACAGGCUUAAUUUCCAUGUGGUAUGACUUAAAACAGAGUCAAUCUCUCACGGGGUGGACUCAAAAUGCUUCUAACCCUUGUGGGCAGCAGUGGUACGGCGUUGUAUGUGAUGGCUCUUCUGUCACGGAAAUCAAAAUUGGAAGUCGGGGUUUGAAUGGAAAUUUUAAUCCUUCGUACUUUCAAAACGCUUUUAAAAAGCUUCGAAUUUUUGAUGCUAGUAACAACAACAUCGAAGGAAAUAUUCCUCAACAGUUUCCUACGUCUCUUACUCAAAUGAUAUUGAACAACAAUAAAUUGACCGGAGGUCUCCCACAGUUUGAUCAAUUGGGCGCCUUGACAGUCGUAAACUUGAGCAACAACAAUCUGACCGGCAACAUGAACCCCAACUAUUUCAAUGUGAUCGUGAAUGUGGAAACCUUCGAUGUUUCCUAUAACCAACUUGAAGGCACUCUUCCCGACUCCAUUCUAAACCUGGCCAAGCUUCGUUUCUUGAAUUUGCAGAACAAUAAAUUUAAUGGUAAACUUCCCGACGAUUUCUCUCGGCUGAAGAAUUUGCAGACUUUCAACAUUGAGAACAAUCAGUUCACGGGUAAUUAUCCAUCAGGUUUACCCAGUAAUAGCAGGGUUGGAGGAAAUCGUCUUACAUUUCCCCCACCUCCAGCCCCCGGCACACCUGCUCCCAGGACUCCUUCUCCUUCAGGAACAUCGAAUGGAUCAUCGUCGCAUCUCCCUCUAGGGGCGAUCAUUGGAAUAGCCGCUGGUGGUGCUGUGCUGCUUUUAUUACUAGCACUCGGCAUCUGUUUGUGUUGUCGUAAGCGGUCCAAGAAAGCAUUGGGCGAUCCAGAGGCCACGACCAGCAGCCGAAGACCGUGGUUCACACCUCCCCUCUCCGCAAAGAGCCAGAGUGAUCCCAGCAAGAGCAUAGACAAAACGACGAAACGCAACAUCUUUGGCAGCAGUAAGAGUGAGAAGAAAAGUUCAAAGCACAGAGUAUUUGAGCCAGCUCCUCUUGACAAAGGAGCAGCCGACGAACCAGUGGUGAAGGCGUCUCCGCCCGUCAAGGUACUGAAGGCUCCUCCUUCAUUUAAGGGUAUCAGCGGCCUGGGUGCUGGACAUUCGAAAGCAACAAUUGGCAAGGUGAACAAGAGCAAUAUUGCAGCCACCCCAUUCUCUGUAGCGGAUCUUCAGGCAGCCACAAACAGCUUCUCCCAGGAUAAUCUGAUUGGAGAAGGGAGCAUGGGUCGCGUGUAUCGUGCCGAGUUUCCCAACGGCCAGGUCUUGGCCGUGAAGAAGAUCGACAGCAGCGCGUCGAUGGUGCAGAAUGAGGAUGACUUCUUGAGUGUAGUAGACAGUUUGGCUCGCCUGCAGCAUGCUAAUACGGCUGAGCUUGUGGGUUACUGUAUUGAACAUGACCAACGGCUGUUGGUGUACGAGUACGUGAGUCGUGGAACCCUGAACGAAUUGCUCCAUUUCUCGGGUGAAAACACCAAGGCCCUGUCCUGGAAUGUCCGCAUUAAGAUUGCUUUGGGAUCCGCGCGUGCUCUGGAGUACUUGCACGAAGUCUGUGCACCUCCCGUGGUUCACCGCAACUUCAAAUCUGCCAAUAUUCUGCUAGACGAUGAGCUCAAUCCUCAUGUUUCGGACUGUGGACUAGCUGCCCUUGCACCAUCUGGUUCUGAACGCCAGGUGUCGGCACAAAUGUUGGGCUCUUUCGGUUACAGUGCCCCUGAGUACGCCAUGUCUGGAACCUAUACCGUGAAGAGUGACGUCUACAGCUUCGGUGUUGUAAUGCUGGAGCUACUCACUGGGCGCAAGCCUUUAGACAGCUCAAGACCACGAUCCGAGCAAUCUUUGGUACGAUGGGCCACACCUCAAUUGCACGACAUCGACGCCCUUGCACGAAUGGUGGAUCCGUCGUUGAAGGGCAUCUACCCUGCUAAAUCACUCUCUCGGUUUGCUGAUAUAGUCGCCCUUUGCGUCCAGCCGGAGCCCGAGUUCCGACCCCCGAUGUCUGAAGUGGUGCAGGCACUUGUAAGGCUGAUGCAGCGUGCGAGUCUGAGCAAACGCAGAUCGGAGUCCGCUGUUGGAAUUGAGUCGAACGAGCCAUCUGAGACUUCACUUUGAGAGUACUGAAGCGCCCACUAGCCUAAUCGUGCAUCUUUGGCCAUCUCGUUUCUGAGUGGAACACAAGCUGGGUAUAUUCUUUGGUGGUUAAGCAACAUUUUGUCACAAUUUGAACUUCAGCUGGAGAAGGGUCUGUAGUGUUGAAGAAAACGAAUGCAAAGCGUUUCGGCGUGGAUGUGCUUUGAGAACUUACAAAACUCAUCAAGACUUUGAAGAUCUUUGUAUUGCAUCGAAUCCUUUCAAUCAGUCUCGGGUAGGAUCAGUUCCUCUGUAUCGGAUACCCUUUUCAUCCUAACAUGGGACCCUUUUAAUCCAGAGGAUGGAGUGCUUGGAAUAGUGACCUUGGUCGAGAUUUCAUUGUGAAGCCUUGGUUUCGACUUGUAAUCCUAGAUCUCAGUUCACCGUUAAUUUAGAUAAAAAUGUGCUGAUAGUCUCAUUUAUUGUGCUUUCAUGGCCAGGUUAUUUUUUCCUCUUUCAGAAGCCUUCUUUUGUUUCAGCCAUCUGUUCUUUGUGAACUAAUCUGCCUAGUAGCCAAGUAACAGCAUUGUUCCAUCAAUCAGCUUGAUGCACGCUUUUCAAUACCUACGUUGCCGUCUAGUUUUAGUCCUUUGAUGUAAUUAUGUUGCUUAUAAACAGUGAAAUUGUUCACUACAA